Molecule: messenger RNA, 543 nt
Organism: Mesorhabditis belari
Lineage: Eukaryota; Metazoa; Nematoda; Chromadorea; Rhabditida; Rhabditidae
Source: the annotation of a GenBank genome assembly
AUGCCAUUUAUUGCACCCCCAUCAACAUGCCUCGACUUUGGUCUCGGAAAACCGGAGAAUAAGGACAAGAAACUAUUGCGAUACACCUCGUUGAUCGCACAAUUGACAAUGGAUGGCCCUACUACAAUGAUCCAAAUACAAAGCCGACUCCUGUCAAGAGAGAUUCUCUACUGUCAAAGAUUGAGAAAACCGUAUCAACUGCUUGAUGCCGAGACGGAGCUUUGUGAGAUGGAGCACAGCAGGAAUCAACUGUUUCAUGAUCUCGAAAUUAAAUUGGAGGUAACGAUUGGAAAGCCCAGUCCUUCACCGUUUCACCAUAACGAGGGUAAGUUAUCAAUCGAGAAGCGGCUGCAAGCUGUGGAGCAGCACACAGAGGAUAUGGACGGAAAAGUGCAAGAGAUCAUCCGAUUGGCUGAGGCAAUUGCUGAGAUUGUUGGCCUCCAAGAGCACAAAAUCUCGGAGGUCGUGCAAAACGCGAAACCAGAUCGACGAAAGAAAACUUUGCGGCGACAAAAUACACUCGCCGAAAUCGAGUGGCAUCAA